Molecule: messenger RNA, 801 nt
Organism: Annulohypoxylon maeteangense
Lineage: Eukaryota; Fungi; Ascomycota; Sordariomycetes; Xylariales; Hypoxylaceae
Product: NAD(P)-binding protein
Exons: 3
Coding region: 1-801 (266 amino acids)
Source: RefSeq, a predicted model, not a curated record
AUGGCAUUAGGAAUCUUCAAGCUCCCUGGCGUCGCUUUCAUCACCGGAGCUGGUGGUACAGGAAUCGGCGCCGCCGUUGCUCGAGGCUUCGCGCGGUCCGGAUGCGUCCACCUCGCUAUCACGGACCUCAACCCGCAAACCCUCGCGCAAACCAAAUCCGCCAUCCUAUCUGUCAACCCCCGCGCGCAGGUCCUAACGCGCGAAGGCGACGUAACAAGCGAGUCGUUCGUCAAAUCCUUUACCGCCGAGAUCGUGGCCCGGUUCUCACGUCUCGACUACUCCGUGCAUUGCGCCGGGAUCCUAGGAGCUUCGCUGCGUACGCACGAGGCGCCGCUGGCCGAGUAUGAGCGCGUGGUGGGGGUCAAUUGGAAGGGUGUGUGGCUCGUGUCGCGGGCAGCGUUGGCGCAAAUGCUGGUGCAGGAACCGUUGGAUGCGCAUCCGGGCCAGAGAGGUGCCGUGGUCAAUAUUGCGAGCCAGCUUGGUCUUGUCGCACGACCGACUGCAUCAAUCUAUUGCGCCUCAAAGGCUGCAGUGAUAAAUAUGACGCGGUCUGAUGCGAUCGAUUACUCGCAGGACGGGAUAAGGGUGAAUUGCGUAUGUCCGGGCGUGAUCGAGACGCCGAUGACGACAGGAUCGACUGAGGUUACGGAGAGACUGAGACCAGCGAUCGACAUUGCACCCAUGCGGAGAAUGGGGACACCGGAAGAGGUAGCCGAUGCUGUUUUAUUUCUAUGUUCGAGCCAGGCCUCUUUUAUACAAGGUCACGCCUUGGUAGUUGAUGGCGGAUAUACAAUUAACUAG